Molecule: messenger RNA, 5513 nt
Organism: Grammomys surdaster
Lineage: Eukaryota; Metazoa; Chordata; Mammalia; Rodentia; Muridae
Gene: Hycc1
Product: family with sequence similarity 126 member A
Exons: 11
Coding region: 214-1779 (521 amino acids)
Biological process (GO): phosphatidylinositol phosphate biosynthetic process; protein localization to plasma membrane
Cellular component (GO): plasma membrane
Source: RefSeq, a predicted model, not a curated record
UGUCAGAGAGGCUGGCGGCAGUGGCGGCUGUCCGGGCUGGGUUGUCAGUCAGAGGAGGGAAGAUGGCUCGCCCAAACUCGUGCUGCUAGUAGGAAAGGGGCAGGUGGCGCGGCUGCUGGUGGAGCGCAGUCGCCCGGUCGCCGUGGUCGUGAGGGGAGGCCGCGGUGGGUCCCGGAGCUGCUCAGGUUAAAGGUUUGGAACACAUGUGGAAAGAUGUUCACCUCAGAGAUAGGGGUUGUGGAAGAAUGGCUGUCAGAAUUUAAGACUCUCCCAGAAACAUCUUUGCCAAAUUAUGCCACAAAUUUGAAAGACAAGAGUUCUUUAGUUUCAUCUCUCUAUAAAGUUAUCCAGGAGCCACAGAGUGAGUUACUAGAGCCUGUGUGUCACCAGCUCUUUGAGUUCUACCGCAGUGGGGAGGAGCAGCUGCUGCGGUUCACUCUGCAGUUCCUCCCAGAGCUGAUCUGGUGCUACCUCGCCGUGUCGGCCAGCAGAAAUGUGCACAGCAGCGGCUGCAUUGAGGCCCUUCUUCUAGGGGUUUACAACCUGGAAAUAGUUGACAAACAUGGACAUAGUAAAGUAUUGAGUUUUACAAUUCCAUCUUUAUCCAAACCAUCUGUAUAUCAUGAACCUUCCAGCAUUGGGUCUAUGGCGCUGACAGAGAGUGCUCUAUCCCAGCAUGGCUUAUCAAAGGUUGUGUACAGUGGACCCCAUCCUCAACGGGAGAUGCUGACAGCACAGAACAGGUUUGAAGUGUUGACAUUCCUUCUGUUGUGUUACAAUGCUGCUUUAACCUACAUGCCCAGUGUUUCUCUUCAGUCACUGUGUCAGAUUUGUUCAAGAAUAUGUGUCUGUGGAUAUCCCCGACAACAUGUAAGAAAAUACAAAGGUGUGAGUGGCAGGAUACCGAUUUCAUCCGGAUUCAUGGUGCAGAUGCUAACAGGAGUGUAUUUUGCCAUAUACAAUGGAGAAUGGGAUCUAGCUCAGAAAGCAUUGGAUGAUAUUAUAUACAGAGCCCAGCUAGAAUUAUAUCCAGAGCCUCUGCUGGUUGCUAAUGCAAUAAAGGCUUCAUUGCCUCAUGGUGCCAUGAAAUCUAGUAAGGAAGGUACAAGGUGUAUUCAAGUUGAAAUCACACCAACUUCCUCUAGAAUAUCAAGAAAUGCAGUUACCAGCAUGUCAAUAAGAGGUCACAGGUGGAAAAGACAUGGAGAUACAGAAUUAACAGGUCAAGAAGAACUGAUGGACAUAACUGAAGUUGACGAGGGAUUUUAUUCCAGGGCUGCGUCUAGCACCAGCCAGUCGGGUCUAUCAAACAGUAGUCACAAUUGUAGUAACAAGACAAGUGUAGGGAAGAACCAGAGACGGUCGGGAGGAAGCAAAGCUGGAGCAAAAGAGAGAGAAACUGCAGGGGAAUCUUGCAGAGAUCACUUUGCUCGCAAACAAACCCAGAGAGCCCAGAGUGAGAACCUUGAGCUUCUCUCUCUAAAGAGACUGACCUUAACCUCCAGCCAGUCCCUGCCCAAGCCCAGCAGCCAAGGCUUGGCUAAGACUGCGGCCACUGUAUUUAGUAAAUCCUUUGAACAAGUCAGUGGUGUCCCAGUCCCACGUAGCCCUUCUCCUGCCAUUGGCUGUGUAGCUGGGGCAGAUGCCCAUAGAUUUUCUGCUUGUAGUCUCCAAGAAGAAAAGCUUAUUUAUGUGUCAGAAAGGACUGAACUUCCAAUGAAGUGUCAAGCGGGCCAGCAGGGGCCUCCUAGUAUUAGCAUCACUUUGUCUGCAGAUUAACUUGUAACUUACUUCUCUCCUGUAACUAGUGAAGCUGGAAGAUGGCUUUGCUUCCUUAUGAAAGUACUGAGUCCUUCAUGCCUAGUCCUGGCAUGAGCCUGGUGUCUUCAAUUCUGAAGGCUCUCCUUUGACUAUGAAGGGAAUAAUGUUUAGUUUGCAGUAAGCUGACAUGUGGUCUUGUUAUUUCUUGGGUACUCUUCUCCCCUUGGUUUAAGUUCUUUAUACUUUUAUUCUCCUUUCCUGUUACUUGUUAUUGUUGGUUACAUCCUCAGUGAGGUUGUUUUUAAUACCUCGUUUUUCAGUGGUUGUGUAUUUGCCCUGGGAAAUCAAAGAGAAUCUCUGUGUGAGAGGACUGGGUUGUCCAGCCCAGGUAGAGGAGCAAGUCCAUGAAGCCACACUGCUAAACAGGUGUUGUGAGAAAACAAAGCCCUGAGAGCCGUGGGGAUGUCAUGUGCUGUGACCACAUCAUGCUUAGGAUGGGGACAGUUUGCUCCACACCACAAGUUGCCUGGCAGGACAGUUGCAAGGGGGAAGCUGGGAGAAUUUCUGUUGCAGUCCUUAGAACAUUAAACAGCAAAACUGAGAUUGCUGGUAGAUGACGUUCUGAAGUGUUUGAUCUGAUUACAGGGGUGAAAGUCCCUUUCGGUUUCUAAAGUGUAACCAGCCAUAAAGCCGAUGGACUGUGCUGCUCAACUUUGGAAAUCCUAGCUAGUUUGUAUUUUAGUGGUCACAGCACACAUCACAGACGACUUUCUGAAAACCCCUUUAAACUUUGUAGCACAGCUCCCAAGAUAACAAUAUGAAGCGUUUAAUAGUGAAAUGUCUGUGAAUGAAGGAAACUAGUUCAUUUUUCAUCUAAAAUAUGAUGAAAGAAAAUACAGUAGAUGUGGACAGAGGACAUUUGUGCAUUAGCUUAGGGUUGCUUGUGUUUGUUCUUAAAUUUAACAUAAAAAGAGUGUGCUGCUUGUUUGUGAGCUUCAAGUGUUCUUGUUAUAAUGUAGAAAGAAUUCAGCUACCACCCACUCCUGCCAACUGAGAAAUGUGGUAAGGCAGAAGCUAAACUCUGCUGAGAUGGACGCCCAGGCUCAGUGCCUGUGGUCUGCUCGGUUGGCUGAUGCUCAUGUGAGGUGCAUGUGCUGUGGUACUAACUGGGACUGAGAGGAGCAGGUCAGUGGGGAGGCCUAGGAUGCUGUCUGCUUCUUGGCUUCAUUGACUUAGCACACCAAGGCCUCCUUACUUGUGGUCCCUCACUAUGCCCACAGAACAUACUAGUGUACCCUCUCAAACCCUCUGGGUCUAGCUCAUGUAGAUGAGAAAACUCCACAUGUUGCAAAGUGCAAAGCAUUUACACUUGAGUUUUAAAUGCUUACCUCCUAGUUUAAACCUGAUUAUCCAAGGCCGGUGCUUUUUUAGCGUAAAUGAGUUAACAUUUUAGUUUCAGUAACAGAAUGAGCUGCUGGCUUAAAUUGUCCUCAACAAUUUUAAGGUAACUAGACAGUAAAAUUGAUAAUUGAAAUAAUUUAAUAGUAAUCUUGUAUAUAGUUAAAAUGUUUGUAAAAUGUCACUGUGAAUUUCCUGUUGUCUUUUUGUAACUCCUUAAGAAUUUUUCUUAACCAUAGUUACUAACAGUGUUGAUAUUAUUAAGAAGAAAUUUAAAAGAUUGUCCUUAGGCAGGUUGAAGUGCUUGCUUAAGCAUAGAGUAAGUUUAAAGAAACAAGAGAUCAGAAUAAUAUUCAGCUACCAUAUUGAAACCUCAUUUUGAUAUUGUUGUAGACAUUUGCUACUUGUGUGGUCCAAAGACCAUUGGUGUCACCUGGUAUCUUAAUAAAACUUCAAAAUUUCAGGGGCAGACCUAGAAAAUCAAAGCUGGCAUUUUAACAAGGUCCCCAGUGACACUCCUGUACAUUCGUCUUUGUGAAGACAGUUUCAAAGUGCUAACUACUUGUCUAAUAUAUAGGCUCCUCAGUGUUCUCACAGUUCUCAAGCACAGGUAUUAGAUACUAGAUCGUCAUAAUUGUCAUAUUUUUUGAUAACCAAGUAGCUUUUAAAUAACAUUGACAUGUGACUUCUUAGAGGCUCUCAUUUUAAGUUCCCACUUUUCACUUGUUUCUGUAUAAAAAUGUAGCAUCUUCUGCUUUGCUUGCUGGUCAUAAAUGAACCCAGAGCUUCAGAUGCUGCAGGUUUUAAGUAGGAAAGCCCCCCUUUGUACUUGAGUUGUUAUGAGUACAGCACAUUUGCACAUAUGUUCAUUCUCUCUUACAAAAUCAGUAACAGCUUAUACAGUGGAAUGAGUCUGAAGUUUUGUUCCAAAUGAUUUACACCAAUUGAUUUUCUGGAGUGUGGAGUUAUGUGAACAAUAAAAUUCUUUUAUACUACUUUUGAUACUAUUUCAAGUAAGGAUUGUGUACAUCGGAGGCUUUCAUACCAGCUGUCAAAGCCGGAUGCUAUUCACUGUGGCAACAGUUGUUCUAGUCACUCCUACUUAUCUUUCAAAUGUGAGAAGUUGUGUGGCUUUGUAUUUGAGUUUCUGUAAAGAUGCUGAUAGUAUAAGCAUCUCAUGGACCCAGGAGAAUAGCUUUUACCAAGAGGAUUCCACACAAAACUGGGGUCUGGCACCCCAUAGUUAGAUCUAGAUAGAGGUUCUUGAAUUGACCCAACCCUCGCACUCCUGUGAAGCUGUGCCUGGCAUGAACCUCUCUCUGCAAUCCAAGUGAAGAGAAGAGAGAAGCAGAGUGUAGACUCUUCCAAGGAUCCCACUGCUCAGGUGCUACCCUUCCUCUUCUGGGAGCCUCUGGAAAGCACCUUGGAAUGGCAGGGAUACUGCCUGAACUCUUUAAGUCCAUCUCUGUAGCACUGAAGAGCAGGAAUCACAGAACAACUUGUUUGUUUUGAAAAGGUAGUGUUUCAUUGCCCUUUCAAUUGCAAACCAACAACUCUGCAGAUAUCACUCAGUUGUAAAAAGUUGAAUUAAAGGGAAAUAAAUCAAAAUAGAUUUAAAAAUUCCAGUUUAGAGGGAUUUUUGCCUAUUUUGAAGUAUCAUAGUUAAAAUGUUGAAUGGUAAAUUGUGGAGGAAAAUACACACUCUAAAACAUGAUUUUAAGCCAAGAGUUAGACUGAGGCAGCUUGACGUCUACUUCUGUAGGCACAUUGACCUCCACAGAGGAAAGCGCGCCAAGGAAGCACAAGUGUUGUAACUGAGAAAUACUGAAACACAAAAUGUUGGUACCGAGGCAUUGUAGGUAGAAAGUAGUGUACAAUAGUGUCUUCCCAGCCCAAGUGAAAGGCUAAAACCCCAGUCCUUUAGUGAGCACGAGUUUACACUUGCACGUUUGCUGCUGAAUGCUGGUACAGUGGGCAAUCGAGAUGUGUGCUUUUAUACUGCUCAAGUCUUCUCCAGAAAGCACUCAUGGGCUACCUUCUGGACUUUGUAACUUGCACAUAUCCAAGAAGACUGAGUGUGAACAAUUUGAAGAUGUUUUAUGUUUUGUAGUAGAGUACUAGUGGACAUGGGCCUCAAUUGUUGUAUUUUCUGGCCCCCAAACUGUCUCUCUCAUUGGAACUGACCGUUUGCCUCUGACCUUUGCUUCUGAUCAUGUGAUAAUGCUAAACUCUUCUCACAAAUACACUUGUCACUGUAUGCCUAGCAUUUACAUUCCUAAGAAUAAACUUUGGAUAUUUUUAUGUGCUCUUUAUGUUUUUAAAGUAUGAAAUAAACUGGAGUUGAGUUCUUUGAA